Molecule: messenger RNA, 1209 nt
Organism: Leptosomus discolor (cuckoo roller)
Lineage: Eukaryota; Metazoa; Chordata; Aves; Leptosomiformes; Leptosomidae
Source: RefSeq, a predicted model, not a curated record
GAAAAAAUUGAAGCAAUUAAUCAAGCCAUAGUUAAUGAAUACGAAGUCCGAAGAAAGCUGUUAGUGAAACGUUUGGAUGUUACUGUGCAGUCCUUCGGCUGGUCGGAUAGAGCUAAGAGUCAAACAGAAAAACUGGCUAAAGUCUACCAGCCAAAACGUGCCCUCUUAUCUACUAAGUGCACUAUUUCUGUGGCAAAUCUCCUGGCAGCUCGGCAGGAUCUGUCAAAAAUUAUGAGAACAAGCAGUGGAUCCAUCCGAGAGAAGACUGCAUGUGCCAUUAAUAAGGUGCUGAUGGGCAGAGUGCCUGACAGGGGAGGGAGGCCCAAUGAAAUCGAACCGCCGCCUCCCGAGAUGCCGCCGUGGCAGAAGAGACCAGAGGCUGGUCCGCAGCAAGGCGGCGGCAGAGGAGGAAGAGGUGGCUACGAAUCCUCGUACGGAGGGCGAGGGGGUUAUGACCAUGGAGGUCACGACCGAGGAGGAAGAGGAGGCUACGACUCGUCGUACGGAGGGCGAGGAGGUCAUGAACAAGGAAGCCAUGAUCGAGGGGGACGAGGAGGACGUGGUGGUUACGAUCAUGGCGGCAGAGGAGGUGGAAGAGGGAACAAGCUUCAAGGAGGUUGGACAGAUGGUGGAGGUGGUGGCUACCAGGAUGGCAGCUACAGGGAGAGCAACUACAGAGAUGCAGGUUUUCAAACGGGUGGCUACCACGGCGGUGGUGGUGGCAGCGGUGGCUACCAAGGAGGAGGCUAUGGUGGCUACCAGUCAUCUUCAUAUUCAGGAAGUGGCUACCAAGGGGGGGGUGGCGGGGGCUACCAGCAGGACAACAGAUAUCAAGAUGGUGGGUCCCACAGCGACCGAGGGGGUGGGCGCGGCGGAGGGAGGGGUGGCCGUGGUGGUCGUGGCGGCCGUGGAGGUCAAGGAGGAGGCUGGGGGGGCAGAGGGGGACAGAACUUUAACCAAGGGGGGCAGUUUGAGCAGCACUUCCAGCACGGAGGUUAUCAGUAUAAUCAGUCGGGCUUUGGACAGGGAAGACACUUCACGAGCUGAGGCCGCUAAAAACUUUUGCUUCAGCAGAGCUCACGUCACAGACCCCUGGUUUCAGAGGCCUGGCUUAAUCGCUGCUUGAGUCAGUACCGGUUUGUGUGUGGCAGGUAGAACCUCUGUGGGUGGGAGGCUUUGCGUUGAGCAAAGUACGACUUUCUGUGGACC